Molecule: messenger RNA, 1239 nt
Organism: Saxophila tyrrhenica
Lineage: Eukaryota; Fungi; Ascomycota; Dothideomycetes; Mycosphaerellales; Extremaceae
Exons: 5
Coding region: 1-1239 (412 amino acids)
Source: RefSeq, a predicted model, not a curated record
AUGGCACCAAAGCCACCACAGAUCGACACAUUUCAGACACCUGCCCGCAACGUCAGUGGAAGACUGUCGCAGGAGACCACUCCAGUGCUCAAGCCCACCAGUGCGACGUCCCAGCGAUCCGGAGGCCAGUCACCAGUCGUGCAGUCACCUGAGACUGUCGCGGGCGGAGGAGGUGCGAGUCCAGUGCCCGCGCUGCACAUCGGUGACACCAUCCACAGCGAGAACUUCCUCUCUGUGUCCGACCCAAACAUACUGUCGUCAAGCGAAUACGUCAACCACCACAAUCAAGGCCUGCUCUUCCAAUACCUGAGUCGUCAGACAGCCGUGAUUGAGAUGUUGGCGACAUCUAAGCGGGGCGCUGCGGACACAGGAAGUAAAUUGGGACAGUUCACGUCGGAUGAGGUCACGACCAGCCAGAAGAUCAUGAGCGAGAACAAAGACCUCAUCAAGAGCGUCCUCACGCGUUAUGGCAAUGACCUGAAGCCAACCAAGUUGACCAGCAAGGCCGGCGAGAAGCUUUCGAAGCAGGCGGUUGAGUUCAAAGCCCGUCUGAUCACGGCAGCCGCGGAAGGAGACGACGAGGAUACGGCGGACCGCGUCGAGCAGCUCAUGAACAAGUUGUCCGAGACCGGUGUUCGUGUCUUCUUCAGCAACAUGGUCAAUUUGUUCCUCCCAGGCGCCACCACUAGGACAGCUGGAGGUGCAGCUGCCGUAGGCUCGGGCACCACGGACACGUACAACGCCGAAGACCAAGCGAUCGUCGACUUCCUGAUGAGCAUGCCGACCAAAUCAGUCCUCGUGGACCAGUUCAACGCCUUCACUGGCAACUUCGCCGCUGAUGAGAAGCCGACCACUACGAAGACCAAGGGUCGUCCACAAGCCAAGAAGUUAAUCGGCGCAAUCCGUGCCAACGGCGAUGAUGAGAACGACGACGACGACGACGACGAGAAUGUCAGCCUCAAGCACAUCGCGGAUCAGAUGGCAAAGAUGACGCUGGAUGGCUUGUUCGCAUUGUGGGUCUCCCUGGUGAAGGGUCAGACGACCGGAGCAGGCGGUGGCUCCACAGCCAGCGGAAGCGGAACAGCCAGCCAGGCCAAAGGCACCAAGAAGCGUCCAGCGGAGGAAGACGUCGACGACAACGAAGACGAGCUCGCCCAGGGGACUGCUGCUGGCACUGGCAAUCCGGUGACGGGCAGGGCAAAGUCUCCGGUCAAGAAGCCGCGCCGCGGCGGUCGUUGA